CAAAUUAACCAGCAUUUCCCCCUCGAUUCUCACUGGUUGCUUCUUUCGAGAUAUCCACAGGUUGCAUAUCUCAUGCUAUUCUCGCAGCUCAAUGCGAGGGUGGAAAGUGCGAUGGAAGGUUCUUGACACUGCUAUGCCCGCCUUCCUCCGCUCCUCGGACUUUCAGGUCGCCAUCCAAUUUUGCCGACGACUGACGGCCGACCACCGUCCACUGUAGUAUGACUCUCCCGCGUCCUCCAUAUUUUCAGUUCCUUGCCCUUCGAUUUACGGUGCAAGAAGCAACCGCUCUGCUCGUCCAUCACGCGAGCCAUGAUGCAUCUCGCAUAUCUUUCGAAGCCUCCCAAGAUCAAGAUCGAGGAACGCCUUGUCUGCCACGUGGUCGCAAUCUCGGUACUGCGAUGAUGGCUGCCUCUUCAUCAAGAUGAUAAUAAUCCAUCCAGUCACCAUUGCCCGGAAGAUUGGCAAAAUAAGUCUUCUACUAUCAACCGGGCGGCUCGGCGCGCACACAACAAUCCAUAGAUAUCUACAGCCUCCCUCCACUCACCGCCCUCCCCAACUUCACCGACCGAUACUCCACUGAUCUAGCAACCACGAUGCUCCUCCUCCUAUCCCUCCUCUCAACUCUCGGCCUCGCCGCCCCCCAACUGGGCACCUCCCCCUGGGGCCCAAACGUCUCAUCAACCAUGCUCCGCUUCGGCUGCCACCAGCUCGUAAUCGACCGAAUCGACCCCCUCGUCAACCCAGGCUCCCUACCCUCCCCACACCUCCACCAAAUCGUGGGCGGCAACGCCUUCGAUAUCUCCAUGCCACACAACACCGACAUCUCCUCCCUCGCCAACUGCACCACCUGCUCCUACUCUGAAGACCUCUCAAACUACUGGACCGCCAACCUCUAUUUUCGCGCACGAAAUGGUUCCUACAAACGCGUCCCCCAAAUACCCAACAGGCUAUUAUUCGGCGAUGAUUUCACUACCAAAACGGAUGGUGGCUUCGUGGUGUAUUACGUCAGCGGUGGGAUAGGGGACGUGACUGCCUUUCGGCCUGGAUUCCGGAUGUUGGUUGGGGAUGCCGGGAGGAGGGAACCGCAGGGGUUGAGGAAUCAAACUUGCUUCCGGUGUUAUACCGGGCCUGACUUUGGAGGGGAUGAUAAAGCGCCUUGCGUGGAUGAUGCGGUGGACUUUGAGGGGUUACCCAAUAAAAUGUGCUGGGGGAUUAGGAGUAAUGUGCUUUAUCCGACUUGUUGGGAUGGGAAGAAUUUGGACAGUCCUGAUCAUAAGAGCCAUGUGGCGUAUCCGGUUGAAACCGGGCCGCAUACGUUUACUGGGUUGGGGACGGGAGGACAGUGUCCGGAGAGUCAUCCUGUUAGGAUACCGCAGUUGAUGCUUGAGAUUGUGUGGGAUACGAGUUUGUUUAAUGACCCGGAUGAGUGGCCGGAGGAUGGGUCGCAGCCUUUUGUUUUGAGCACGGGUGAUACCACGGGGUAUGGGCAGCAUGGGGACUAUGUGUUUGGGUGGAAAGGGGAUUCUCUGCAACGGGCGAUGGAUGGGGUGUGCUUUGGGGCUAAUUGUCAUGUACUGGAGAGCCAGUCUUUGGGGGAGGCAAAGAGGUGUAGUGUGUCUUCGAGAGUGGGGGAGGAGGUGGAUGGAUGGCUUGAUACGCUUCCUGGGAAUCCAGAUAUUCGGGAGAAGAAGUGAGUGCGGCUUAUGCACUGGGUGAAUGGUCUAAAGGGAACGGAGGAUGCCAGAAGUGAUCUGGGGUCGACCAGCUACAGCUGGCUGAGCCGAUGGAGCCAGCAAAGAGGAACAGGGAAGCUCUACUGUCGAGGUAUGAAGACAUUGAUGAGAGAAUAUGGGUA
Messenger RNA from Podospora pseudopauciseta, 1855 nucleotides. RefSeq lists its product as uncharacterized. The transcript is spliced from 5 exons. The record is from RefSeq and is a predicted model, not a curated record. The coding region runs from base 594 to 1694 and encodes 366 amino acids. NCBI's taxonomy places the organism in Eukaryota, Fungi, Ascomycota, Sordariomycetes, Sordariales, Podosporaceae.